AUGGUUCCCGAUUCUGCUCUAACUUCCAAUCCUUCUUGGUUUACGCCCAAAAGGCUUCUAGGUAUAUUUUGUGUCAUAAACUUGAUUAACUAUGUGGAUCGUGGAGCUAUAGCUAGCAAUGGUGUUAAUGGAAGUCUUGGAACUUGUACUGAUUCUGGUGUUUGUACUUCCGGUACUGGAAUUCAGGGCGAGUUUAACUUGAACAAUUUUCAAGAUGGAGUUCUUUCAUCUGCGUUUUUGGUUGGACUUUUAAUUGCUUCUCCAAUAUUUGCUUCUCUUGCCAAAAGCCACAAUCCAUUCCGGCUUAUUGGUAUUGGAUUGUCUGUUUGGACAUUUGCGAUAGCUGGAUGUGGCAGCUCUUUUGAUUUUUGGUCUAUUGCAAUAUGCCGAAUGCUAGUUGGUGUAGGUGAGGCUUCCUUCAUAAGUCUUGCUGCGCCGUUCAUAGAUGACAAUGCCCCUGCUGCACAGAAAACAGCAUGGCUUGCUACAUUUUACAUGUGUAUACCAGCUGGAACUGCUCUGGGCUAUGUUUAUGGUGGAUUGGUUGGAAGCCAAUUUAACUGGCGUGUUGCAUUCUGGGGUGAGGCAGUUUUUAUGCUUCCUUUUCCCAUAUUGGGUUUUUUGAUAAAGCCUUUGCAGUUGAAAGGAUUUGCUCCCAUGGAAUCCAAGAAGACACUAACAUCUAACGGAGCAAAUGUUUCAGAAAAUGGUGAUGAUGGCAUGCUUGCUGAAGAUCAAGCCUUUAUCAGAGGAUCCAGCUUAACAUCCAACUUGAGGAAUCAGUUCACCAGAUUCUCAAAAGAUAUGCAAGAGCUUUUGCAUGACCGUGUGUAUGUUAUAAAUGUUCUAGGGUACAUAUCAUACAAUUUUGUCAUUGGAGCUUACUCUUACUGGGGGCCAAAGGCUGGAUAUAGUAUUUACCAUAUGAGUAAUGCCGACUUGUUGUUUGGAGGGAUUACAAUUGUUUGUGGGAUUUUUGGGACUCUCGCUGGAGGAUUGAUUCUUGAUAAGAUUACUUCAACAAUCUCAAAUGCUUUCAAGCUUCUUUCUGGAGCAACAUUUCUAGGGGCAAUCUUUUGUUUGAUUGCUUUCCUUUUCAAGGGCUUGUCUGGUUUCAUUGUCUUCUUCUCUGUGGGUGAACUGCUGAUAUUCGCCACCCAGGCUCCGGUAAAUUAUGUCUCUCUCCGUUGUGUAAAACCAAGUUUGAGGCCUUUGUCUAUGGCAAUCUCUACUGUUUCAAUCCAUAUCUUUGGCGAUGUCCCUUCCGCACCACUUGUUGGGGUCCUGCAGGAUCAUAUUAACGACUGGAGGAAAACAGCUCUGUGUCUAACAUCUAUUUUCUUUCUUGCUGCUGGAAUAUGGUUCAUAGGAACCUUUUUGAAAAGUAAGGAUAUGUUGAACGAAGAUGACGAAGACCAAUCGACCACAACUCUAAUAGGGGAAAGGAAGCCAUUGCUUGAAGCGAGCAGCUCCAGUCAAGCCUAG
Messenger RNA from Lathyrus sativus (Indian pea), 1485 nucleotides. NCBI's taxonomy places the organism in Eukaryota, Viridiplantae, Streptophyta, Magnoliopsida, Fabales, Fabaceae. The record is from the annotation of a GenBank genome assembly.